Eurytemora carolleeae is the source of this 806-nucleotide messenger RNA. RefSeq lists its product as uncharacterized. NCBI's taxonomy places the organism in Eukaryota, Metazoa, Arthropoda, Copepoda, Calanoida, Temoridae. Gene Ontology annotation, cellular component: nucleus. The transcript has 7 exons. The record is from RefSeq and is a predicted model, not a curated record. The coding region runs from base 23 to 694 and encodes 223 amino acids.
AUUGGUUGAUAAAAAUGCGUUAAUGUUUGCAGUAAAAAUGUUAAAGGUGGUGAUUGCUCAACGAAUGAGCGUGAGGUAUGCUGGCUGGAAUAUAUUUGGGAAAGGAUCUAAUAAAGCAGACAUGUAUGAGUUGCCCGAGGAAAGUAAAGAAAUGGAAGAGUAUCAACAGCAAAUACAGAAUCUUGAGAGUGAAGUACGAGAAGAAUAUUUAGAAUCAAAAAGAAAUAAAUCCAGACUUUCUGCUUCUCACAGACAAAUACUGCAGGGAUCUGCACCUUACGAGGGAACUAUUUUUCAAUAUAGUAAUAACCAUAGGUCGCGUAAAUUUAAGCGUGGGUUGUUGGGAAGGUACGGUACAAAAUCUGGAGUUAACCCGGGCAUCGCCUGGCCUACGGAGAAAGAUUUAGAUUUAGGUAUGACAAAUAGAAAUAGUGAUUUAAUAUGGGUCUUUUUUUCCUUCUUUACCCGGAUGCGGGUUUUUAUUCUUUCCUUAGCUGGGUACGGUUUUAUGCUAAAUUUGAUCGCUGUAAUAUUGUCGGAGCUGAAGGCUGAGUUCGGAUACGACGUGAACCCUGAGGAUGAAAUAAUGAAGAACAGAAUAGCGGAGAGGGAGAAGGUUCUGGUGAAAGAGGAGAGAGAAAGAAAGAAAGCGGCGAGGGCGGAGAAAGAAAAGGAAAUGAAGAUGAAAUCGUGAAACUAGUCUGUUGGUUUAUAUAUGUCUAAAUCCAUUUAGUGAGAUCACGAUCUCGUUGCAUCGGAUAAUAUUAAAGGACUUGUGACAUAAUUUCAAGUGACCUCUCAUUAAA